AUGGAUUCAUCAAAAGAGCUUAUCGCUGUUCAGAGGACCUUCAUGCUUGAUGAGAAUAACUUUGGACAUUGGAAAGUAAGGAUGAAACAGAGGUUGAAAGGAAUCGAAGAAGAUGUGUGGACGGCAGUUGAGACAGGUUGGAGUGAGCCAACUGUUAAGACAGAAGGUGAUGAAUUCAUUCCAAAACCUAAAGAGACUUGGACUGACACGGACAAGCUGCAAUCGAAACACAAUUCUAAAGCUAUCUCUGAGAUCUUUAAUGCGAUCAAUCCAGAACAAUUCAAACUUGUUCAAGGUUGUGUCUCUGCUAAGGAUGCAUGGGAUACUCUAGUUGAUUACUACGAGGGUACCUCUACUGUCAAGAGAACUAGACUGGAUCACUUGGCUGCACAAUUCGAGAAUCUGAGAAUGUCUGAAAAUGAAUCAAUUACUGUUUUCAGUGCCAAGCUAAGUGUGAUUGCUCAUGAAGCUACUGUGCUGGGUAAGGAAUACAAAGACAAGAAGCUGGUGAAAAAGAUGAUUCGUUGUUUGCCAGAAAAAUUUGCUAACUACAAACCUCUACUGAAAGUUGGGAUGAACACUGAUGAUAUGAAAUUCUCACAGCUGGUGGGAAUACUUAAAGCAGAGGAGAUGGAUUCAGGUGGAGAGCCAACUAAGAAAGGUAAAGAUAUUGCCUUUGCUGCUGAAAAAGAGGAGGACAAGAUAAAAGUUCUUCACGAUACCUUGAAUCAGAAACUGGAAGAUAGCAUGGGUUUGUUAGCACGAAAUUUUAAGAAGGCACUGAGGAAAAUUGAAAGGGGACAAGGUAGGAGCCAAGGAUAUCAACGAACAUCAGACUCGAAUGGUGAAUGGAAAAAUGACAAGGAAAGAUCUGGUUUUAGAAACACAAGAGGUGAUGGAAACCAGUCCACAAGGAAACGAGAACUUCAAUGUCAUGAGUGUGAAGGAUAUGGGCACAUCAGAUCAGAAUGUCCACUGGCUAAGCGCAAAGAACUCAAGUGUUCUGAGUGCAAGGGUUUCGGCCAUGUCAGGAGUGAGUGUCCAAGUACUGCAAAGAAAGGUGAAAGAUCAAUGCUGAGUUUCAGUGACACUGAAUCAGAAGGAGAUGAUGAUGAUGACAGGAUGAUGAACUUGGUAGCAUUUAUUGCUGAGGAAAGUGACACCAAAGCUGGUGAGGAAUCAGAAUCGGAUGAUGAGGAAAUCGAUCCUAAGGUUGAGUAUCGGAAGCUGUAUGACAACUGGGUCUCUAUGAGUAAUGACAAUCUCAAGCUACUCAAGGAGAAAGCCAUGCUGGAGGCUCAAGUCAAUAUACUAGAGAUGGAGAGAUCAACCGAAACUUCAAAGUCUGUGUUGCUGAAGGAAAAAGGGCUGGCAUUUCCUGAAACUGUGGAGGAAAUAAAGAUUAAAGAGCUGGAGUCGAAAGUUGCACGAUUGGGAGAACAGUUGAGUCUGGAAGAAGAAAAGAAUAGGAAUCUGGAGUCAAAUCUCAGUGAAAAUCACAAGAGAAUUCGGAUGCUGAACACUGGUACAAAAGAACUGGAUAAGAUUCUUGGUGUAGGACAGUCACCAAGUGUUAGUUGGGGACUUGGUUAUUGUGGAAAAGAGAUGAGGAAGAUUCAGUCACCUGCAACUACAAGUACCAAUUCUACUGUUUUCGUGCGAUCUCAAGAAAUAACAGCAAGAGUACCUGCUAAAGAACAGUCUACUGCUAUCGAGAAGCAAACAGAAAGAUCAGAUCUUGGAAACAACAGGAUUUUCAAGCGCAGUUGCAAUUCGUGUGGGCAACAAGGCCAUAUUGCUAAGUUCUGUUACGAACGGUAUUUUAACAUACGGAAAGCUUGGAAGAGUGGUGUGAGCUAUCCUGAUCCAAGAAGAUAUGGUUGUGUCUGGGUACCUAAAUCGGUGCUGUAUGCUAAAAAAAAUGAAGAGGAUUUCGACGAUGAGUUUGAUGUCAUCUGUGACAUAACCCAAGUAAAAGAUGACAGAAGUGCUGGAUCAAUGAUUAAUGUCAGUAAUGAGGUCAUGAAUGAUACAAAUCUCAAGUGCUUCAUGUCACGAUUUGAACACAAGGAGGAGACAGUUAACUAUCUAACAAGCUUGGUAGCUUACAUGUCUUCUGAACAGUCUGACUUGACACCAUGGUAUUUUGACAGCGGAUGUUCAAGACACAUGACUGGCACACGACAAGUCCUUACCUCUUACACUGAUAUAAGUGGUGGAAAAGUUACUUUUGGUGAUGGUGCUAAAGGAAGUGUUCGUGGAGUAGGAGAUGUCAAAGAUCCAGAUCAACCAGACCUUGUGAAUGUUUUCUAUGUUGAAGGGCUGAAAGCUAAUCUAAUAAGCAUCAGCCAGCUAUGUGAUGAGGGCUUGAAAGUCUGGUUUUCAAAGACAGAGUGCCAGGCAAUAGAUGACACUGGGAAGGUGAUUCUUGAAGGGAUCAGGUCUGGUAAUAAUUGUUACAUGUGGAGACCGUCUAACACCUGCUUAUCAGCUACAGACUCUCAACUUGACUUAUGGCACAAACGAAUGGGGCAUAUGAAUGUUAACGGAAUGCAGAGAAUUGUCAAAGCUAAUGUUGUAAGAGGAGUGCCGAAGCUGGAAGAAGCAUCAGGGUCAGUGUGCAAGGCUUGCUGUCAGGGAAAACAGAUAAAGGUACAACACAAGCAAGUGAAAGAGAUCACCUCCAAACGAGUCUUGGAAUUGGUUCACAUGGACUUGAUGGGACCCAUACAGACAGAGAGCAUUGGUGGACGCAGAUACAUAUUUGUAUUGGUAGAUGAUUUCUCUCGAUUUACUUGGGUGAGAUUUUUGAGAGAAAAAUCUGAGACAUUACAAAGCUUCAAGAUGCUGGCUCUACAACUAUCCAACGAGAAAGGCAACAUUGCUCAAGUCAGAAGCGAUCAUGGAGGAGAAUUUGAAAAUCGUGCGUUUGAACAGUUCUGUUUGGAACAAGGCAUUAGACGUCAGUUUUCAGCCCCCAGAACUCCUCAGUAA
Molecule: messenger RNA, 2994 nt
Organism: Raphanus sativus (radish)
Lineage: Eukaryota; Viridiplantae; Streptophyta; Magnoliopsida; Brassicales; Brassicaceae
Exons: 1
Coding region: 1-2994 (997 amino acids)
Biological process (GO): DNA integration
Molecular function (GO): nucleic acid binding; zinc ion binding
Source: RefSeq, a predicted model, not a curated record